This is a messenger RNA of Bombus impatiens (common eastern bumble bee), 1528 nucleotides long. RefSeq names its product mitochondrial ribonuclease P protein 1 homolog (gene rswl). Gene Ontology annotation, molecular function: tRNA binding. The record is from RefSeq and is a predicted model, not a curated record. Gene Ontology annotation, cellular component: mitochondrion; nucleoplasm; nucleus. Gene Ontology annotation, biological process: mitochondrial tRNA 5'-end processing; positive regulation of mitochondrial translation. NCBI's taxonomy places the organism in Eukaryota, Metazoa, Arthropoda, Insecta, Hymenoptera, Apidae.
UCAUAUUAAAUUGAUAUCCUAGCACGAUCGUAUUAGAUUGUAUCACGAUUGUAGUCGUAUACUUAGGCCUGGCAAUUCCCGUCGUGGUAGGCUGUUAAUAUCAUAAGAUAUGUUUUAUAAAUCGGCCGCUAGCCGUACAUCGCUGCGAUCGCUGGAUACGCGAAACAAAUGUGUUACGUACAGUAAGACAUAUAUGAUGUACAUUUCCGUAGUACGUACAGUGUGUUUUAUGCAAAGUGAUAAUUCAGUUACACAAUUUUCAAAAAUGUGUCAUCGACUCUCUUCAAAGUUUAUUACUAUCGUAAAUAAAUUUUAUUCCACCGUUUUUAUUCAACCGAGUCAUAAAUUUACGGUCUUGCAACCUAAGUAUCCUGUACGAACGCAUAUAUUAAUAACACGGAGUUAUAGUACGCAAGGCCCAUCUCAAAAAGUAAGUCAACAUUAUAGAGAACAGUACGCAGAAGAAUUAAACUCUCUCCUAAAAGAUCCGAAAUACAAAGCUUUGUAUGAUAAAUACGAGUUAGAAAUACAGUACACGAAAUAUGAGACAAACAGAGUACCUAAAAAUUUAACCGCAUUUAAUUGGUUAUAUUUACUACGAACAACAACAAGAAAUGAAAGAAGAUCAUAUAUAGAAUUUCUUUGGAAAUUGGACAUAAAACGCGGAAACGAAAAGGAGAAGAAGUUAUUAAAGAUGAAAGAAAAAACAGAGAAUUUAAAUAAACGUAAUGCAUAUGGAUUAAAUGGAAUUACAAUGUUUCACAGGAUACGUCCACAAACAAUAAAUGAAUUUUAUAAUAGCAGAUUAAUAAGUGCUAUGUUAUAUGAACCAAUAAUAGUAUUUGACAUUGGAUAUGAACAAUAUAUGACACCAAAAGAGAUAACGAAUUGUACAAAACAACUAUCAUAUUCAUUCGCAGUAAAUCGAUUUCACGAUAGUCCCUUUAAUCUAUAUUUUUGUAAUGCUAACAAGGAUAAUACUGUUAUGAAGAGGUUACAUUCAAUAAUACCGCCUUUGUACGAUCCAGAAUUUCCAUUAAAUAUCACAUCAAAAUGCUAUUUAGAAAUAUUUGAUAGAGAUAAAUUAGUAUAUCUUACUCCUCAUACUGACACAGUUUUAAAAGACUAUGAUGGUAACUUAAUAUAUAUAAUUGGUGCAAUGGUAGAUAAGAAAUGUAGUAAACCAAUUUCAUAUCAAAAAGCUAAGCAACAAGGUAUUAAAAUGAUGAAGUUGCCUUUAAGUGAAAGAUUAGAAUGGGGUCCAGGAUCUUCAAAAAAUCUUCCUAUCAAUCAAGUUCUUUCCAUCAUGUUAGAUUUGAAACAUACUAAGAAUUGGAAUGUGGCAAUGAAAAAUAUACCUCAACGAAAAUUACAAGAAAAAAGGAUGCUUCUCCAGAAAAAAAGAAUGUUAAGAAAUGCAGAAAUGUUGCAAAUCUUUUGUAGAAAUGAAACUUCAAACUUAGCAGAUAAAGAGUAAUGUUUCCUACAUGUUUAAAACCAAAUAAAGUUAUAAAUAUAAAUUAUUGUA